This is a messenger RNA of Beta vulgaris subsp. vulgaris (sugar beet), 1650 nucleotides long. RefSeq lists its product as hypothetical. The record is from RefSeq and is a predicted model, not a curated record. Bases 317 to 1411 code for a protein of 364 amino acids. Lineage: Eukaryota; Viridiplantae; Streptophyta; Magnoliopsida; Caryophyllales; Amaranthaceae. The transcript has 7 exons.
UGACAAUUUUACCAAGAUCUGGAUACUUCUAUUAAAUUCUGAUGGAGAUUUCAGAUUUCUAUGAUUGUUACUCGGCCCGGCCUUAAUGAGUAGUAACGUUGGCGUAAUAUGAAAGAAAAAAAAAAAGAUGGAAACAUCAAACAUUGCUGUAUUUGCGGUAGUAGCACUAGCUAGCAGACCCUGUCUCUCUCUACUCUCUCACCUGGAUAAUAACACCAGCCAUAAAUCAUACUUCAAAUCAUAAUAAUAACAAAUCAAAAGGGUUUUAGCGGGGAAGAAGGAGAGAGAAAUAGUGAGAGAAAAAAAAAUUAAAACCAUGGACUCCGACAUCGAUAAGCGUGCCAAAGAUCUUGUUACCAAAGAUUACAUCUCAGAUCAGAAACUUUCCAAUUCAUCAUGCAGUGAUACUGCUGUGGAGAUUUUGGUGCCCAAAAAGUCUCCAAUGCUGUUGAGGCUGGUUGUCUUAGUAUUUUCGAUGGUUUGUGGAAUCUACAUUUGUUCUGUCUGUCUCAAGCAAUUUAGCAUCGGUAACACUACCUCAUUCCUAAAUGUUCAAGUGAGCGACAAGCCGUGCUUAAGGCCAAAUCUUGAAGAUUGGGAAGCUCCUUUUGUGCAUUACCCUAAACCUGUUACUUAUAGCAGGGCGGAAUGUGCAUGUCAUCCAGUUCGAUACUUUGCCAUAUUGUCUACUCAAAGAUCCGGUAGUGGGUGGUUUGAGACCUUGCUGAACAGUCACAUGAAUGUAAGCUCAAAUGGGGAGAUAUUCUCAGUCAAAGUUAGGAGAGCUAACAUUUCAACUAUUGUGGAGACUCUUGACAAGCUUUACAAUUUGGAUUGGUUUAGCAGUGCUUCAAAGAAUGAAUGUAACACAGCAGUAGGCUUGAAAUGGAUGCUAAAUCAAGGAUUGAUGCAGCAUCAUGAAGAAAUACUUGAAUAUUUCACCAAAAAAGGCGUUUCUGUAAUUUUUCUCUUUAGAAGAAAUCUUUUGCGACGAAUGAUAUCAAUACUUGCAAACACAUAUGACCGUGAUUUUAAGCUGUUAAAUGGGACACACAAAUCCCAUGUCCACUCACCCCAUGAGGCUCAGGUACUGGCGAGCUAUAAACCUUAUGUUAAUGCCACAACUUUGAUUCCAGAGCUUAAGCAAGUUAAAAAUAUGGCAGCCAAAGCGUUAGGGUACUUUAAUAGCACCCGACACAUAUUGCUUUACUAUGAGGAUGUAGUGAAAAAUCGCGCUAAUUUAUUAGAAGUUCAAGACUUUUUAAGGGUUCCAAGAAUGAAUUUAACGAGUAGACAAGUGAAGAUACACAAGGGAUCCUUGUCCGAACAGGUGGCAAACUGGGAAGAUAUUCAAAGGACUCUCAAUGGGACCGAGUUUGAGGGAUUCCUCCAUGCUGAUUAUAGAUUGUAGGCUUUCUGAUGUCUCAGAUGUAAAUAGCUUCUGAUUCUAAUCUCAUUUGCCUCUUAAUUUAUGCACUAUUCGUAGGGAGGAAAAUUUUUGGUAGCACAGGUUUGGUUUCCAGAUUUUACAGCUGUUUUACUCUUCCGUCAAAUGAUUCAUUCAUUCUUCUCUCUCGGUAGUUCCAUUCUAUUGAGCAUAAAUUUUGGAUGACAUUUUAUUGAACCAGAUGAAGAUACUUUCUCCUUCGA